GCUUGCUGAGCAUCUAUCUGUAGGUGGUCUCUAGGUCUGUGACUGUGGAAAUAGCCAGGUGGCUGAGUGUCUAGCGGGCAGCAGCAGUGGACAGCAAGCACAGUGCAGCAACCUCCUAAGCAGAGAUCUGAGAAGUAAGACAAGCCCAGGAGAGCAAAGGGCUCUCAUGAGCCUUGUUUCCGGGGUUCUUGCUGGAGUUUUAGUGAAAACUAUUAUUUGGCAGCAGGUACAAAAUUGGAAAUGUUGACUUCCCCAGAGCUGAAGGGGCUCGUCCCAUUUACAGCAGAGUCACUUGAGCUUAUAGAAAAUCACAUUGCUAAAAAAUGCAAUGAAGAGCACGGAGAAGAAGAUUUAAAACCAAGCCGUGACUUAGAAGCUGGCAAAAACCUUCCAUUUACCUAUGGAAACCUUCCUCAGGGAACCGUGUCAGAGCCCUUGGAAGAUGUGGAUCCGUACUACUAUGUUAAGAGAAAUACUUUUAUGGUCUUAAACAGAAACAGAGUCAUCUUCAGGUUCAAUGCGGUUUCCAUCUUCUGCACAUUGUCUCCUUUAAGCUCCCUCAGAAGAGCGGCUAUCAAGGUUUUGGUGCAUCCCCUUUUUCGCUUGCUGAUUUUAAUUAGUGUCCUCAGUGACAGCAUAUUGAUGUGCCUGAGUAAUCCACCAGAAUGGAUAUCGACAAUAGAGAAUACUUUGCUUGGGAUUUACACAUUUGAAAUACUUGUAAAAGUCAUUGCCAGAGGUAUCUGGGCAGGGUCGUUUUCCUUCCUUGGGGAUCUUUGGAACUGUCUUGAUUUCAGUGUAACUUUGUAUGAGCUUACCACAAAGUUUUCACCUCUAAGCUCCUUUCUAAUGCUUAAGAUUAUAAGAACCUUGAGAAUUUUGAAGAUUAUCCCUUUGAAUCAUGGCCUGCAGUCUAUUGUGGUGACACUGGCCCAGUGUUUGAAGAAACUAUUUGGUGCCAUUGCCCUAGCAUUGUUUUCUCUGACUGUAUUUUCACUACUCGGAAUGGGUCUCUUCAUGGGCAACCUGAAGCACAAAUGUCUGCGGUGGCCUCAAGAAAAUGGAAAUGAAACACUGCACAACAGAACUGGAAACCAGUACUAUAUUCCAGAAAGAGAAAACUUCUACUAUAUGGAAGGAGCAAGAUAUGCUCUCCUCUGUGGCAACAGGACAGAUGCUGGCCAAUGUCCAGAAGGCUAUGUGUGUGUAAAAGAGGGUGCAAAUCCUGACAAAGGCUUCACGAGUUUUGACAAUUUUGGCUGGGCUCUACUUGCUAUGUUUCGGUUGAUGGCGCAGGAUUACCCUGAGUUACUUUAUCACCAGAUUCUUUAUGCUUCAGGAAAGGUCUACAUGAUAUUUUUUGUUAUGAUCAGUUUCUGGUUUGCCUUCUAUAUGGCAAGCUUGUUCCUGGGCAUAGUUACUAUGACCUAUGAAAAGGAAACGAAAAGAGCUUCUGAGGAAUCCAGAGACAUGGAUCCUAAAUACCAACAGACUGUGAAAGAACUUGAGGAAGAAAAGGACUCAGCCGAGAUGAAAACUACACAAAUAGAAAUGAAGAAAAGAUUGCCAACUUCUAUAAACACCACAUUGGAUAUACUGGAAGACACUGCCCUUGGACACAAAGAAGAACCAGAAACAUCCAGGAAGAAAUGUCCUAUGUGCUGGCAUAAGUUUAUUAAAACUUGCUUCAUCUGGAAAUGCUGUCCCUGUUGGACAAAACUGAAUGAGUUUGCUGAUAGAAUUAUAACACAUCCAUUGGCUGAUCUUUUUCUUGUCAUAUGCAUCAUUUUGAACUUAUGUUUCAUGGCCAUAGAGCAUUUUCCAAUGAGUGAGGAGUUCAUGUAUUUCCUUACAAUCGGAAACUUGGUUUUUAUUGGAAUUUACACAAUAGAAAUGAUUUUGAAGAUAAUCGCUAUGCACCCGUAUGGGUAUUUCCAAAGAAGCUGGAAUAUUUUUGACAGUAUAAUUGUGGUUUUGAGGUUAACAGAAAUUUUCCUAGCAAGUUUUGAAGUAAUAACUGUUUUUAUAUUAAUCCCAUUGAUAUUUAUAAAAUUAGGGAAAUAUGGACCAACAUUUAGGAAUUUGAUGCGCAUCUUCGGUAGUGCAUUGGUGGCCCUGAAAGACUUGGUCCUGUUGCUCUGCAUAUUCGUUUACUUCUCUGCCGUGUUUGGCAUGAGGCUGUUUGGUCGAAGUUACAGAGAUUGUGCCUGCCACAUAGAUCAAGACUGUCAGCGCCAACGCUGGCACAUGAGUGACUUCUUCCAUGCCUACAUGACCGUGUUCCGAAUCCUCUGUGGAGAGUGGAUAGAGACAUUAUGGGAGUGUAUGGAGGUUGCAGGCCAGGUCUGGUGUAUUCCUUUUUACAUGAUGGUCAUUUUAAUUGGAAAUUUAUUGAUACUUUACCUCUUUGUGGCAUUGGUGAGCUCUUUCGGUUCAUAUGAUGAUGAUACAAUGGAAGUGAGCAAAGAAGCCAAAAAUCUUCAGCUUGCUAUGGCCAGGAUAAAGAUGGGAAUAAACUCUGUGCUUCGUAAAAUAUUAUGCACAGAAAGAAGUGUUCCUACAGAAGCAACAGAUCAAAUAUGUGAUCCAAGUAUUAAAGAGAAUAUUUCUGGCCAUACUCUUUCUGAACUGAGCAACACCCAAACGUUCCUCAGAUAUAAAGACGAGAGCAAUGGCACUGAAAAAACUCCAGUGACUGAGUCUGAGAGCCAGUCACUGAUUGCUAGUCCCAGUGUCUCAGAAACUGUGCCAAUUGCUUCAGGAGAAUCUGAUAUAGAAAAUCUGGAUAACAAGGAAACUCGGAGCAAGUCUGGGAAUGGAGGCAGUAAAGAGAAAAUGAAGCAAUCUAGUUCAUCUGAGUGCAGCACAGUUGAUAUUGCUAUUUCUGAAGAAGAAGAAAUGGUCUAUGGACGUGAAAAGUCAAAGCUUCGUAAAAACGGUUAUGAACACAAAUCUUCAACUGGUCAAGUCAGUAGAGAAUCUAGGAAUGGAAAGAUUUGGAAGAACAUAAGGAAAACUUGCUGCAAGAUAGUGGAGAAUAGCUGGUUUGAGUGUUUCAUUGGCCUGGUCACUCUUCUCUGCACAGGCACUUUGGCUCUUGAAGACAUAUAUAUUGAUCAGAGAAAAACCAUUAAAAUCUUACUGGAAUAUGCAGACAUGAUAUUUGCAUACAUUUUCAUUCUGGAGAUGCUUCUCAAGUGGGUGGCUUAUGGCUUUAAAGCCUUCUUCUCUAACAACUGGUACAAGCUGGACUUCUUGGUCGUUAUCGUGUUUUGUCUUAGCUUAAUAGGCAAAACUCGAGAAGAUCUGAACCCUCUUAAUUCCAUAAAGUUCCUUCGAGCACUAAGAGUUCUGUCUCAGUUUGAAAGAAUGAAGGUGGUCCUGAGAGCUUUGAUAAAAACAACCUUACCCACUGUGAGCGUGUUACUGGUCUGCCUAAUGAUCUGGCUGCUUUUCAGUAUUACUGGAGUGUACUUAUUUGCUGGCAAGUUCUAUGAAUGCAUUGACCCAACAAGUGGAGAAAGAUUCUCUGUAUUUGAAGUUAUGAAUAAGAGUCAGUGUGAAAACCUGGUAUUUAAUGAAUCAAUGCCAUGGGAGAAUGCAAAACUGAACUUUGAUAAUGUUGGAAAUGGUUUUCUUUCUUUGUUGCAAGUGGCAACAUUUAAUGGUUGGAUCACUAUUAUGAAUUCAGCAAUUGAUUCUGUUGAUGUAAACAUGCAGCCUAGUUUUGAGCACAACCUCUACGUGUACACUUACUUUAUCAUCUUUGUUGUGCUUGGAUUAUUUCUCCCUCUGUGUAUGCUGAUUGGUGUUAUUAUUAGUAAUUUCAACAAGCAGAGAAUUAAGCAGGGAGGAUCAAAUAUCUUUAUAACAGUAAAACAGAGAAAACAGUACCGGGCACUGAAGAAGCUCUUGUAUGCAGACUCUCAGAAACCAGCACCACGCCCCAUAAACAAGUUUCAAGGCUUCAUUUUUGACCUAGUAACACAUCGCAUCUUUAAUGUUACCAUCAUACUUCUUAUCUGUUUCCAAGCAACAACCAUUAUGAUACAAAAUGAUGAGCAGAGACCACAAAUGGAAACUGCCAUCUUCUGGAUAAACUCCAUUUUUGUCAUGCUGUUCACACUGGAAUGCAUACUGAAGCUCACUGCUUUCCACUGCCACUACUUUACCAGUGCAUGGAAUGUUCAUGACUUUAUGGUGGUCAUUUUCUCAAUUACAGGACUGCUGCUACCUUUGACAAUAGGACCGUACUUUGUGCCUCCUUCACUUGUGCAGCUGAUACUUCUCUCUCGCAUCAUCCACAUCCUGCGUCCUGGGAAAGGUCCAAAGGUGUUUCAUGAUCUGAUGCUUCCCUUGAUGCUGUCACUCCCAGCAUUGCUGAACAUUAGUCUUCUCAUCUUCCUGGUCAUGUUCAUCUAUGCCAUCUUUGGAAUGUACAACUUUGCCUAUGUGAAGAAAGAAGCUGGAAUUAACGAUGUGUCCAACUUUGAGACCUUUGGAAGCAGUAUGCUCUGUCUCUUUCAAGUUACAACAUUUUCUGGUUGGGACGGGAUGCUGGAUGCAAUUUUCAACAGUCAGUGGUCCGACUGCGAUCCUGAUAAAAUUAAUCCAGGGACUCAGGUCAAAGGAGAUUGUGGGAGCCCUUCUGUUGGGAUUUUUUAUUUUGUCAGUUACAUCCUCAUAUCAUGGUUGAUCAUUGUUAAUAUGUAUAUUGCUUUCAUCAUGGAGUUCUUAAGUAUUCCUUCUAAGAAAAAAGCCAGGACCUUAAGCGAAGAUGACUUUAGGAGAUUCUUCCAGGUAUGGAACAGGUUUGACCCUGAUAGGACACAGUACAUAGACUCUAGCAAGCUUUCCGAUUUUGCAGCUGCUCUCGAUCCUCCUCUUUUCAUGGCAAAACCAAACAAGGGCCAGCUUGUGGCCAUGGAUCUCCCCAUGGCUGCAGGAGACAGAAUCCAUUGCCUUGACAUCUUACUUGCCUUUACGAAAAGAGUGAUGGGAAAAGAUGAGAGAGUGGAGAAAAUCCUUUCAGAAAUAGAAUCCGGGUUUAUGUUAGCAAACCCUUUCAAAAUCACAUAUGAGCCGAUUACAACUACUUUAAAACGCAAACAAGAGGCAGUUUCAGCAACCAUCAUCCAGCGGGCUUAUAAAAGUUACCGCUUAAGGCAAAAUGACAAGAAUAUAUCUGAUAUUCCUAUAAUAGAUGAUGGCAGAGAUGAUCUUACUUCUAAAAGUAUUCACUCUGGCAAAAUCGAGGAAAAGGCAUCUAUUCAGACCCAGAUCUAAUGGCACUUCCCGCUUCUAAUUUCUGUACUUAUUGCCCCAAACACUAACCGCUUAACUAAGCUGGAGGUCAGAGACUAGAGAUAAUGAUUCCGUCUGUGUGCCCACAUAUCUCCAUGACAAGCUUAGCUUUAUGUUCAGUCUUCUGACUCACCAGGAAAGACAGCAGCUCUCAGCAUUACGGCAAGUAGCUAAACUAGGUUACUGUUGUCAUUUUGGCUAUUUAAAAUGUUUCUACAUGGCUUGGGUAGUGUUGUCUCUCCUGGAAGAUGUGUAGGAGGAAAGGGGAAGAAUGAGAAAUACAGCUCAGCAGCUAAACAGUGUUCCUUAUAUAUCUUAUAUGUGAUUUUACAGACUGGGUCACCACCCAUUAAGCUUAGGUGCAAAUAAGAGAUACUUCCUUAAAGUGUGAUUGUGCUUCAGAAAUAGGGAAGCACCGUGUUAAAUCACAAACAUGCAUAAAUGAAUGUUGAGAUGUUGAGAACGGGUGCGAGAGGAAAAUGCAGGUCUUCAGAAAGUGCCUUUCAGUUCAUUCGUAAGCUAAAUUACAAGAUCUGUUCCUUUAAACAUUUAGCUCAGCCCCUUUUUUGCUUUUUGUCCCCCCAUCCACCUCUUUUUUUUCUUGCUUGCUUGAGCUUGCUUUGUUGUCUUUUGUUGCUGUUCUACAGUUUUGGAUAGUAGACACUGACUUUGUUUCACUGCUCCUGGCUCCUCAUGAGCAGACAAGUUCUACAUGAGCUCCAGCAACAGCUGAGAUUUAUAGAGCAAGAAGCAUAGAAGAAACCACACUUAAUAAUAAGUUCAUUUUUCUGUAUUUGAUUCACAUUUACACCUUUUUAAAAGUACACAUUUACUAAAAGGAUACAAUAGAGAUAAACGAUAAGGGACUAAAACUUUACCUUAUUCUAAAAACUGGUGUAUUUUUUAACCACUUACCCAUAGCAGGUGCAUGCUAUCAUAUAAAUUAGAAGGGUCAAGGACAACCAGCAUGUUUAGGGAUUUUCAGUGCCCAGACCCUUAUUUAGGAAACUGGUCAUUUAAAGUUCUUUCCAUUGCACUUUGUAUUUCUUGUAACUUAAAGAAGAAAGAGAUCCUUCAAAGAAUGGGGUUGUGAAUUAAGAGAUGACAAUUAAGUUGGCAUUUUAUAAUAUCAUUAUAUGCAAAUUAGUUCUAGUGCUCACUUAUCUUUUCCCUCAUUUCUUUUAUAUCUUAUCAUACAUAUAAGUACUCAUACAAAUGUUUUAUAUUUGAGAUUCUACAAAAUAACAGACAUUAGUUUUAACAACUGAUAUCAUUUUUGUUAAUAUAAGUAGUUGCUUUUGGUCUAUUCACAAACUUGUUUACUUCCAUCCAUGUAGUUUGAGAAUCUGACAGUUUCUCCGUUUGUAUAAAAAAAUGAUUUCACUGUGCCUAUGAAGUCCUCCAGAAUUUAAAAGAAAAAAUAUAUAUUAUAUUGACUUAGAUAAGAAGCUUUAAAUGGGUUUUAUGAUACUCAAUACCAUUAUAUCCCAGAGAUUGUAUUUUAUAACGAACACAUGGACUUGAGCCUUAACUCCUGUACUCUGCUUUCAAUCCUCGGAAUCUCUAUGACUUUGCCAACUUGCCUUGGAUGAUCGAUCACCCAAGUAACUAUAAUUUCAGAGUCAGUGGGUUUUGUGGUUUUUGUUUGGCCAGUUGUUUGGUUGAUUGGUUGAUUGUUUUUAUUAAAGUAUAUUUCUCUUUCACUGUUCACUAUUUGUCAUGUGAUGGAGACAAGAGAUGCAUGGGAGGUUUAACUGGUGACAUGAUGACAGCUUCUGUGUUACCUUGACGUUUCUGUCUUCCAAUUUCUGGGAAUGCCUUAAUGAGGAAAGAGAUACAGAUAGUAAGACUGAAUCAUAACUUGCUUCCAUAAAUCCCAUUAAGACAACACACUGAGUUUGAAACUCAUUUUGCUGUUACCUAUAAAGAAUGUCAAGCAAUAGCCAUCCAAAAAGUAGAAAGUUUCCUUUCUGAAUGACUGUUGCCAAAUGUCCUCCUUUUUAGAUCCCAUGGAAAAUAAUAAAUACAACCUGUUAAACACA
Messenger RNA from Grammomys surdaster, 7346 nucleotides. It is a transcript of the gene Scn7a, whose product is annotated as sodium voltage-gated channel alpha subunit 7. Gene Ontology annotation, biological process: neuronal action potential; membrane depolarization during action potential; sodium ion transmembrane transport. Gene Ontology annotation, cellular component: axon; voltage-gated sodium channel complex; plasma membrane. Bases 241 to 5286 code for a protein of 1681 amino acids. The record is from RefSeq and is a predicted model, not a curated record. The transcript is spliced from 25 exons. Gene Ontology annotation, molecular function: voltage-gated sodium channel activity. Lineage: Eukaryota; Metazoa; Chordata; Mammalia; Rodentia; Muridae.